Molecule: messenger RNA, 702 nt
Organism: Dibothriocephalus latus
Lineage: Eukaryota; Metazoa; Platyhelminthes; Cestoda; Diphyllobothriidea; Diphyllobothriidae
Source: the annotation of a GenBank genome assembly
AUGACUAGUCAAGCCCUUCUCGGCGGCUCCUCCAAUGCCCCAAAGUUUGGCACCCUCAUUCCAAACCGGAUUUUUGUUGGAGGAAUACCCUCAAACACUACGGAGCAAGAAUUGAAGACUUAUUUCUCCAGUUUCGGUCAGGUGAAGGACGUAAAAAUCAUAAAUGAUAGACUUGGAGUAGCGAAGGGGAGUUAUGGUUUUGUUACCUUCGAAAGUCAGGAGAUGGCGGAAAAAAUUAUAAAAAAUGAGUCCGAGACUUUGAUCUUUAAAGAUCGCAAACUCAACAUUGGACACGCUAUCCGUAAACAGCAACUGUUUCCCCGACCAGCUGAUGUCCCAACUGCUCUGUUCUUCACUGGAGGCGCUAUUCCGUGCGGCUUCCAGAACGGCAUGACUGUUUUCCCCUUAGCUGGCCAAGACUACUCGCUUCUUGCUCAGCCCGGUUCACCAUACCAGUCGAUGUUGCUCCAGCAGGCAAACGGAGCAGUCUAUCUUUCGCCUCAGGCGGGUCCCACAGCUGCCCAAUAUUCAGCGCUCCAUUCUCAGUUGACUCACCAGGGUACCUUUGCGGCUUUACAACAGCAACAAUAUCAACAGGCUUCUCUACAAAAUCCUCUCGCCGCAGGGAACCCUGUUGCACAAAACCAAGCUGCUGUGGUGGCCGCAGCGGCUGCCGCGGUUGCUGCAGCUUCACAGUGGCCA